AUGGAAGAGGGGGGAGGGGACGUAGCCAUACACAUGGAGGAGAAAGAGGAGGAGGAGGACGACGACGACGAAGAAGAAGAAAGUAAGCAGACGACAUGGAUUCACCUAGAUGAGGCACAAUAUGUACACAUCCUGCGGAAGUUGUUCCCCAAGAGCAGCAGCAGCAGCAGUAGCAGGCCCCUGCAAGUUCAAGACCGAUCCUUGGACAAGCAAACUACAAAGCCCACAACGGCUACACUGGGUGAGGAUCAAAUAAAAAAACUCAUCCACGACGCAAAGGAAGACAUCUUACGGGAGCUGCGGCAAGGCAAAUAUGACAAGGGUGGUGGGACAGGUGAACCUGGUGCUCCCGAUCAAAACUCAGAAACUGUUUCUGGAAAAAUAUUUGCCGGUUUCGUGGAUCAGAUGAUAGAAAAAAUGAAGGACGAGUUCAAAGAGCAACUCAAGAUCAAAGGGCUCGUGGACAAGAUUAAAAAUAACUUGAAUCGUCUUCCACGCUCGAAUAAGUAUGAAUCCCCCCUGUUUAUCCUCAAAGUUGAUGAGCUCAUGGAUGUUUCCACAUGUGAGGAUAUCAGAAAUGCUUUGAGCCUGUUAAACUGCAGCGCCGAUUUAAUGAUCGUCACUGCGACGAUGGAAAUCCAACUUGCUAAAGAAUAUUGCUAUCCACCGCGAGAACCUGUAGACUAUUCUCUUGCUGGCCUCUACCAUGAUAUAGUACUCGAGCUUACUAGUCAGCAGAAGAAUGAAGACAGCUACAACCCCCAGAUUUUUCAAGAUAUCUUGUACAAGUGUGAGCCGCAUGAAUUCUGCAUGAAGGUCUUCACUCAUGCUUUAUAUGCUAACCCCAGGAGGAGCAAUGAGGAGUUACUCAAGCUACGCAGCACCUUGCAGGCUUUGCCAACAACAUCAUUCAACAGCAUCGCUAAGGUGAUGUUCAAGUUCUCUUACAAUGACCUGCCUAAAGAAUACAAGUCCUGCUUGCUGUACCUGGCUAUCUUCUCUCCCGGACAAAAGAUCAGGCGGUCAACCUUGAUUGCACGCUGGGCUGCAGAAGGCCUGACAUCCAAGGAAGAUUGGCCCAGUUCUGUGCGUCAGGCCAACCGAUGUUUUGACACACUCGUUGGCCGGUGCCUUGUUGAUCCUGCUGAUAUCGAUACCAUGGGAAAUGUAAAGAGCUGCGUCGUAAGUGAUCCAGUUCAUGGAUUCAUUACCACAAUCGCCAGAAAACAACACAUUGUCGAGACACGCCUGUCACAUCACUUGGCUCGCCACUUCUCCAUUUUCAAUGAUCUCCAACUCCGCAGCUCUGAUAGAAUUGAUCAAUUCUUCAAGGGGCUCUCUAAAUCAUCUCAAGUAUCCCUGCUCAAGGUGCUAGAUCUAGAAGGUUGUCUGUGCUUUCUUAAGAAGAAACAUGAGUACCUCAAGGAAAUCUGCAGCAAGAUGUUACUGCUCAAGUAUCUGAGCCUAAGGAGAACAGAUAUUACCCAGCUACCCAGUGAAAUCAACAACCUCCGUGAGCUAGAGGUACUGGAUAUCCGAGAGACUAGGGUGCCUCCACAUGCAACAGCACAUAUCCUGCUAUUGAAGCUGAAGCGUCUGCUUGCUGGUCACAUUGAUCCAAGCAAUUUUGAAUCUAAUCCCCAGAUUCCUCAUAGGAUCGACAAAAUGGUAAACAUGGAGGUACUAUCCAAUGUCAAGGCCAAGCAGAGUCAUGAUUUAAAAGAUAUUGGAAGGCUAUGGCAGCUGAGGAAGCUAGGUGUGGUUAUCGAUGAUAAGGAUAGUCACCUCAAGAAUUUGCUUAAGGCGAUCAGUGACCUACAUGAGUGUCUCUGUUCUCUGUCAAUCACUACUCCCAUAGCCACACCACAUGAGGCAGAGUUACCAGAAGUCAAUGUACCUUACCUAAAAAAACAUCCCAAGAUUCUUGAGUCACUAAGCAUCAAGGGAACCAUACAGAAGGGGCGUCUUCUUCCAUUGUUUAUAAAAGGUGAUAACAACAAACUUGCCAAGAUAACUCUAUGUCAAACUCUGCUGAGCAAAGAUGAUAUGGAAGUCCUCGCCAAGCUGCCCAAGUUAAGGUGUGUCAGGCUCCAACACAUUGUAUGCACCGAGCACAUGCUGAACUUCAAGGGCGGUGAAUUCAGAUGCCUCAAGUACCUUGUUGUCGAGGACUCGGACUUGACUAAUAUCACUUUUGAGGAUGGUUCAGCCAGUGAGCUCGAGAAGAUAGUUUUGUCUAUCAGCAGCGAAUGCUCUGUUUCUGGAGUUGACUGUCUUCCUAAACUGAAAGAGCUUGAGUUGAACAGCAGCUUAUGCGUCAGUUUGCUUCACGAUGCCAAACAGAUAGCUAAGCUGACUCUUCGUGAUACAUUGUUAGAGGUAGAUGCUCUACAACUGCUCACCAAGAAACCAAAUAUACGCUGUCUGAUGCUCUUGGACAAGUCUCUUGGUGGAACACAGAAUGAGAUUACAUUAGAAAAAGAUGAGUUCUUAUGGCUCAACCUCCUUGUUGUUGACUGCUCGGCCAUCACCAAGAUUGUCUUCAACAGCGGGUCUGCUCCUAGGCUCGAGAAAAUUGUCUGGUCAUCUUCCACAUCUCUCUCCAGCAUCGACAAACUUCCAAGAUUGAAGGAGCUUGAGUUCAACGGUGACAAAGUCCCCAAUGAGGUGAGUGAGGCCAUUGAAAAGCAUAGAAACAAGCCUAGUCUUAAACAUAAUGGACCAGAAACUCGAAAUGAAGCAAAAGGAGAUGAAGAAGAGGAUGACAACGAUGCUGCAACAUUCUCCUGCUGGAAGAAACAGGUUUGA
Molecule: messenger RNA, 2808 nt
Organism: Triticum turgidum subsp. durum (durum wheat)
Lineage: Eukaryota; Viridiplantae; Streptophyta; Magnoliopsida; Poales; Poaceae
Source: the annotation of a GenBank genome assembly